This is a messenger RNA of Galeopterus variegatus (Sunda flying lemur), 1724 nucleotides long. RefSeq names its product Lix1 homolog (chicken) (gene LIX1). The transcript has 6 exons. Gene Ontology annotation, biological process: autophagosome maturation. The coding region runs from base 277 to 1125 and encodes 282 amino acids. The record is from RefSeq and is a predicted model, not a curated record. Gene Ontology annotation, cellular component: cytoplasm. Lineage: Eukaryota; Metazoa; Chordata; Mammalia; Dermoptera; Cynocephalidae.
GCCUGUAGGUGGGUGUGUUUAACAGAAGGAAGCAAUGGGAACCCGCCUGUCAGCCAGUCUUUCGAGCUAAUUAGCUCAGCAUACAACAAAGAUAAGUGAGCCUGGGAGCAGGGCCCCCUGAGGGGUCUUUAGAUUCUGGGAAAUGUCUGAUUGGCAGAUGUUAAAAGGGAUUCUUUGGUAAUCCAGUGCAUCAAUGAGCUGCACAAAUUCAGUCCAGGACUGCAAGAAUUCAGGCAUGAGGACACUGUGCAGGAGGCUCACACAGGCAGACCCAAGAUGGACAGAACCUUGGAAUCUCUGAGACACAUCAUUGCCCAAGUCUUGCCUCACAGAGACCCAGCUCUAGUCUUCAAAGACUUGAAUGUUGUGUCGAUGCUACAGGAAUUUUGGGAAGGCAAGCAGCAGCAGAGGGCUGCAUUCCCAGGUGAAGGUGUGGUUGUCUAUGAGUCGCUGCCAGCUCCUGGACCUCCCUUUGUGAGUUACGUGACCCUUCCGGGGGGAAGCUGUUUUGGCAACUUUCAGUGCUGCUUAAGUAGAGCCGAGGCCAGACGGGAUGCUGCUAAAGUGGCCCUAAUCAACUCCCUCUUCAAUGAACUGCCCUCUCGCAGGAUCACCAAGGAAUUCAUUAUGGAAAGUGUCCAGGAAGCAGUAGCCUCCACCAGUGGCACGUUAGAUGAUGCAGAUGACCCCAGCACCAGCAUCGGAGCCUAUCACUACAUGUUGGAGUCAAACAUGGGCAAGACCAUGCUGGAGUUUCAGGAGCUGAUGACCAUAUUCCAGCUACUGCACUGGAAUGGAAGCCUAAAGGCCCUUCGUGAAACGCGGUGUUCCCGACAGGAAGUCAUCUCCUACUAUUCCCAGUAUUCUCUAGAUGAAAAGAUGCGCAGCCACAUGGCCCUGGACUGGAUCAUGAAGGAGCGAGAGUCACCAGGAAUUCUCUCUCAAGAGCUGCGAAUGGCCCUGAGGCAGUUGGAGGAAGCCAGAAAAGCAGGACAAGAACUACGGUUUUACAAAGAAAAGAAAGAAAUCCUGAGCUUAGCCUUGACCCAGAUCUACAGUGACCCUGAGCCUUCCUCGCCCAGUGAAGAUCAGCUGAGCCUCACAGCCCUGUGUGGCUAUCACUAGCAAGGUCAGGUCCUAGGUGCCCCCAAGAAUGGCAGAAGCUGGACUCUAACAUUAGGAAGCUCACUGAAGGAGGUCCUCCGGGGCUUUAGCAUCUAUAGUCACAACCUGAGGGCUGUACUAGUCCUCCCACCCCUUCCAUUCACAGAAUGUGAGAGUAGUAGGAUUAUUACAGGACCCAACAGCCCAUUCACAGUUUUUGCAUCAUGCUGUCAAUAGUUCCACCUCAGGAUGAAAGGAUGAAGACAGGAUUGUUUGAAAAAUACUUUCCAGGCUUAGCUCCAACCUAAAGCCUGGUCGACAUGUGCCUUGCUGGAUUAUACAUGCUGUUUCAAAGAAUAGGCCAAUAUAGCAUCCCCCAAAAGAACAGCAGCCAGGACUAGGGGAAGUAGCAUGAUAGCAAUUUAAGGUUAAAUAAAUACUGUGGAUUGUUUUUUAAAAUAUACAAGGGUCAGAGUCUCUUCCUGAGCUUUGUAAGCUAAGCAAUAGCUUGCACUCAACUAGGUGUAAUCCAAAGCUACAGUGGUAAUUUUAUCUGGACAUCCUACUAUCAAAGAUCUUGAGGUUAUAGUAGUACGAAAAUACUAGAUAAAUUUAAUGUG